AUGCGUCUUGUCUCUUUAACUUACCCUCUUACCCUCGACGAAGAACCUCUACCACCGGCGAGUGCUCUUUCCCCACCGUUACACCACCAUAACACAACCUUAGCUCUUUUUUUACCCCCUGAAAUUACCAUCCCCUCCCUCCUUCUAGUCAACCCACUACUGGAAGAAGGAAGGACGAGGAAGCAACAACGCCAUCACCCCCUGCUGCCAUCUUCGACCCUCUGUUGCGACUACCUCCUCUCAUCUCCCAGCUUUGGAUCAUUGAUAGUUCGUGUUCUCGCGGUGUGUCCCAACUCAAAUCUUGCGCUUAUCUUACUCGAAAUCACGCUACAAAAACAACCACCAGGAUGGAUGGACCCUGCAAAUCAUGAGGAUCAUCACGAGGCUCCUAUGCAGUUGGUUGGGGACCCAUAUUUUCCUGAAGACGCCCCAGCUGACCCCGCCGAGGAUGAAGAUCCUUCAGAAGAGGAAGACCCUUCAGAGGAGGAAGACCCGUCAGAGGACGAGGAUGAUGAUGUUGCAGAGUCCGAUAAUGAGGGUAUAUUGGAGGAGGUACAAGAAGAGAUGAAUGAUGAUGGCCCGGUGGAGGGUGGGGAGAGCCUCAUAGAUGAGGAGCCUACCCCGACUCCACCUCACUCACCACCUAGACCGUGUUAUCAGCCACAUCACCGCCACGGCAAGAGUCCUGUAUUGAGGAGGACUCCUAGGAUGAGUGUUCCCGCAGUGUCCCAUCUAGACACCUUCUCCUACCUUUCCCGACCCAUCUGUGGUCAGAAAAGGAAACUGAGUUCCCUCUUUGAGCCCGCUUGGCUCACCGACAUUCUCCGCCAAAGGAGGAUUACUAACGAUCCUCCAUGUUUUGAGAGAGGUGAGUCUUCUCGAGGACCACCACGUGCACCAUUUGGGGGUGACCCUGAGGAUCAGGAUGACAGAUUAGUGGAACGAGUCGAAUCCCUAGAGGAACUUUUUAGAGCUUCAGGUAAUACCACAAGAGCGAUCGAGCGGCGAGUUGAGAGACUUGAGGAUGAGGAGAAAGAUGAUGCAAAAUCCAUUCAAACAAUCUAUCACAACAUGGGUGCCGGUCGAACUGAGGCAAAAACCAUGGGUGCCCAUAUCAGGGCCCUAGAGUAUCAGAUUCAUGUUAUGCAGAGCCGACUAGAUGCAACCGAGCACAGAGCGACCAUUGCAUCACAGGAGUGA
This is a messenger RNA of Lactuca saligna, 1200 nucleotides long. Lineage: Eukaryota; Viridiplantae; Streptophyta; Magnoliopsida; Asterales; Asteraceae. The record is from the annotation of a GenBank genome assembly.